AUGAAUAUAGACUAAUUAUUAAAUGUUGUUGCUGAGAGGAUGGAUGAAUUUGAUAUAAGUAGUGUAGUAUAACAUUAUUUAUUUGAUUUGGCUUAAAUAGUAGAUGACAAUUAAAAUUAAGUAAUUGAUUUACAAAGUUUUGUAACAUUUUAUGUGUAACGAAUGGAAGAGAGUGGUUUAGAUGGAUUAAUUACAAUAACAAGAUUAUUAUAAUUUUAUCAAGAUGUACGAUCAUAAAUAUAAUGUUCUGUAUAAUUAAAGCAUAUCACAGACUAUUUGAUUUCAAGUGCAGAAUAAUUAGAUAUUCAUUUUAAUAAGAAGUUUCUUCCUAAACAUCUUAUAAGAACAAAAAAACGUUAACUAAUAGCUUCAGAAAUAUCACCACCAGAAAUACUGGGGUUGAAUUAGGAUAUGCUUAGGAGGUUAGAAAAUGAUCUAAAAACAAUUGAUACUAACAGUAAGACAUAAAUAAUAUAGGCAAUUACUCAUUAGAAUGAAUUAUUUCUUUUAAUGUAAUUUCAAGAGAGGAUAAGUUUAUUUGUGGGUUUUGAGUUUCAAAAGUUUAUUAAUCUGAAAAAGAAUGAUGAAGGCAAUUAUAUACAAUUUAUUAGUUAUGGUAAUGAAAGACUAGGAUGUGUGAUGCGUGAUUUAACAAUAGUAUUUUGGGAUUAGAGUGAUGGAUAUUAAUUUGAUUAUAAAGUAGAGAAUAAUGUAGAGAUUUCAAAAUUAAGAUAUCUUCAUUUAUAAGAUUAAUGGAUAAGUGUAAAUAAAUAAAAUUAAAUAAUGAUAUGGAAUUUAGAAACUGCUAAUUAUACUUGUAUUACUUAAUAAAUAAAUUCAAUAACAGAGAUAUGUGAAAUAGAUCAUCUUUAAAUGUUAUUGGUGAUAUCUAAUCCAAAUAUAAUUAAUUGUUUUGAUAUGUUUGAAUAGAAAUUCUUAUUUAGAUUUUCAACUCUUCAUAACAUAAUAACUAAUGUAAAGUAUUCAAGAACAUUUUAAUUAAUAUUUACAAUAGGUUUAGAUAGUUAAAUAUGUUGUUAUUAAUUACAUACAAAAUAUAAUGAUUAAAAUUUGAAAUGUUAAUUAAAAGGACAUUUAUAAACUAUAAGUUGUAUUGAAUUAUUAGAAAAUACAUCAUUAUUGGUUAGUAUUGAUUGUAAAAAUACAAUAAUAUUAUGGGAUAUUAGAUCUUAAUAAAUUCAUUAACAUAUUAAAUUGUAAACUAAAUUAAUGUCUAAAUAAUUAUUUUAUUAUAAUAAAUGUUUAUGUCUUAUAACAACAAGAUUAUAAGCUUUAAGAUUUGAAUAACAUGAUGACACACCUAAAAAUACAAAAUUAAUUGAAUUGAUUUAUGAUUAAUGGAAUUAAAGAAAUAUUAUUGUAACAAGGACAGAUGUGAGAAUAUAGAAUUGUAUAAAUGGAAAAAUUGAAUAUAUAUUAUAAGAUUUUAAGGAUGAGAUAACUGCAGUCUGUUUAAUAGAACAUAAUAAUUAUAUGAUAUUAGGAACAUCUGAAGGACAUGUAAUGAAAGUAUUAAUAAAAAAUGGAGAGAUAGUUUAAUAAUGGGAUUAAUUAUUUAAUGAAGAAAUCAUUAAAAUUUCAUAUGAUGAAACAUCUAAUUUACUACAUAUAUUUAAUAUUGAUUCUUCACUUAAAUGUUUACCGUUAUAACAUUUAAAUGUACGUAAAGAUAAUGUUAAUGCUAAAGAUAAAAGAGCUCUUAGAUAAUUAAUGCAUCAUUCUUAAGUAAAUAUAUGUACAUUUAAUCUAUCUCAUGGAUUAUUGAUUACAAGUAAUGAUGACUUUAUUACUAUAUGGAAUCUUGAAUAUUAUUCAGUUGUUAUAUAAAUUUAAUUAGAAGAAUAAGCUAUUGCUACUAGUAUUGUAAUAUCUAAUAAUAAAUAAUACUUUAUUGUAGGUACAAAUUAAGCAUAAUUAUAUUUUAUAUCUAUAACAUCUAAAAAUGAUCAUUAUGUAUGUGCAAUAGAAUCUAUUUUAAAUGUAGAAAGUGGUCUUUUACUUUUAACAAGUAUAAAUGAAAGAAAUUAUGCUACUUAAAUGUUGAUAGAUGAUUUAGAUUUAAUAGUUGGAUUGAAUAAUGGAUAUAUGUUAAAAUAUGAUAUAUCUGAAAUAAAAAUUUAACAAUAAGAUCCAAUUAAUACUAAACCUAAUUAUAAUCCAUAUAGAGUUAUUUAUCAUAAUAAUAUUUAAGAACAUUUUAUUGAUAAUUAUAGAAUAAUUAAUUCUUAUUUAGUUAAAGAUAUUAAUAUGAGUCAACAUUUAAUAUAAUUAUAACGAUCUCCUAAUUAGAAAAUUAAAUAAAAAUUUAGAACAGGAAUGACUAGAUUGAGUGCAGUUAAAAAUAUGGCAGGAUAAUUUUAUGAUUAACAUUUUGAUAUUCCAAAUUAAUCACCUACUUUAAGUGUUUCAAUACAUUCAGAAAGUGUAAUAUAAUUAUCAUAUAUGUAAAUUGAUCCAUUUGAAGUAUUAUUUUCUACUAAAACAUAACUUAUCAUAUCAGCAAGUAGUAAUGACAUUAUAAAAAUAAUAAAUAAAUAAUUUGAAGUGUUAUGUUUAUUUGAAAUUAAUAAUCCCACUUCUCAUUUUUGGAAUCUUAAUGCAUAAACAUAUAAAUUAAAAGCACAUAUCCUUUUUGCUCUCGAAUUAUUAAAGUCUAUUCAACAUAAACUUACAAAAGAAAAAUAGAUGUCUUAUAAUAUUGAUAAUAUUUUAAGAGAAUGUUCUUUAAUAUAUAUGAAAAAUAAAUAUUAUCCAUCUAAAAUAUAGAGUCAUACUUUAAAUAAUAAUUAAAAUAAUAUUACAAAUUCUCUUCCUGAUUUAAUUAAUAAAAGUAAUCAUUCUCUUAGAUUUUAUAAUGAAAAAAUUAAAUAUUAAAAAUAAUAAUUAGAUAUAUAAUAAUAAGAAAAAUAAAUUGAAGAUUCAGCUAAAAAAAGAAAUAGAUAUUUUUAAACACAAUAAUUAUAAAGUUAAAAAAAAGAAAUAUUAGACUAUUUAAGAUCUGAUGAUAAAUAAAAUGAACAUGAUGAUUUUGCUAAAACUUUAAUUAAUAUGCGUAUGAGAACAGAACCAAAAAGCAAUCUAUAAAUCUCAAAGAUAACUCGAACAACCAAUUUUACAGAAAUGACCAAUCGUUCUUAAGUCAAAUUUCCUAAUCAUAGUAAGGAAGUAUUCAAUUUGAUUAAGUAAGUUAUAUCUAGUCCAAGUAAAAAAUUUACAGUUUAAGAAAAAAAUGAAAUAAAAUCAAAAUUAAAAAUUACAAAAAUGGAAAAGUUCAAGUCUAAAUUAUCUUGA
Molecule: messenger RNA, 3312 nt
Organism: Paramecium primaurelia
Lineage: Eukaryota; Ciliophora; Oligohymenophorea; Peniculida; Parameciidae
Source: the annotation of a GenBank genome assembly